Striga hermonthica is the source of this 1401-nucleotide messenger RNA. The record is from the annotation of a GenBank genome assembly. Lineage: Eukaryota; Viridiplantae; Streptophyta; Magnoliopsida; Lamiales; Orobanchaceae.
AUGGGAACCAAAAUCAGAACAAUUGCUCUGUGCCUUUUUCUUUGGAAUCUGUUUUUCUCUCUUGCCUUCUCGGAUGGGCUGUUCAGAAUUGGGCUGAAAAAGCUGAAAUUGGACCAAAACAAUCGUCUCGCCUCUCGGGUCGAGUUGAAGGAAGGGUUAAAAUCGAGGGCCGAAGCCGGAGGUGUGAAUAAUGCAGACAUAGAUAUUGUGGCUCUGAAAAACUAUAUGGAUGCUCAGUACUUUGGAGAGAUUAGUGUUGGCACCCCACCUCAGAAAUUCACUGUUAUUUUCGAUACGGGUAGCUCGAAUCUGUGGGUCCCAUCUUCAAAAUGCUUGUUUUCUGUUACAUGUCUCUUCCACUCUAAAUACCAGUCGAGCGAGUCGAGCACUUACAAGGCGAAUGGAAAAGCUGCUUCAAUUCAAUAUGGAACUGGAUCCAUAUCUGGAUUCUUUAGCGAGGAUAAUGUUAAAGUAGGCAAUCUAGUCGUCAAGAAUCAGGAAUUUAUUGAAGCAACAAGUGAACCAGGUAUUACAUUUUUGGUAGCUAAGUUUGAUGGCAUAUUGGGACUCGGUUUCAAAGAGAUCUCAGUGGGAAAUUCGACCCCUGUCUGGUACAACAUGAUUACACAAGGUCUUGUUAAGGAGCCCGUUUUCUCGUUUUGGCUCAACCGGAAUGCAGAUGAUCAGGAUGCAGGUGGAGAAAUCGUGUUCGGAGGUGUUGACCCGAAGCAUCACCAGGGUCCACAUACAUAUGUCCCGGUCACACAAAAGGGCUAUUGGCAGUUUGGAAUGGGUGAUGUCCUCAUUGGCGGCAAAAAGAGCGGUUAUUGUGAUGGCGGGUGCUCGGCUAUUGCAGACUCCGGGACUUCUCUAAUAGCUGGUCCAAGCACCAUAGUUGCGAUGAUUAACCGUGAAAUAGGAGCAACUGGCAUUGUUAGCCAGGAAUGCAAGUCCAUGAUAAGCAAAUACGGACAAGAUAUUAUGGAUCUUCUCUUGGCAAAGAAAGCAGACGGCAUGUGCCCUGCAUGUGAGAUGGCCGUUGUUUGGAUGCAAAACGAGCUGAGACAGAACAAGACUCAAGUCCACAUUUUGAAAUAUGUUGACGAGCUUUGCGAGAAGAUGCCUAAUCCAAUGGGAGAAUCGAUUGUCGACUGUACAAGCAUUUCAUCUAUGCCGAGUGUUUCCUUCACGAUCGGUGGGAAAGUCUUUGAUCUUUCGCCAAAUCAGUACAUACUCAAGGUGGGUGAGGGUGCCCGAGCACAAUGCGUAAGCGGUUUUACGGGUCUCGACAUUCCUCCUCCACGUGGACCUCUUUGGAUAUUGGGAGAUAUUUUCAUGGGUCCAUACCAAACGGUGUUCGACUAUGGCAAACUGAGAGUCGGGUUUGCUAAAGCAGCUUAG